UUUGGUUCUAUGGUUCCACGCCAUCUCAUCAGACCAUACCUACACACCUAGGUAGCAAAGAAAAAGCAAACCGUCCAGGCUCGAGGCACCACUUUCCAAUUAUUCUGUAUAGUCCAGCAAAUCAUCUAAACAAGUCUAUUUGAGAAUAUAUAUCUCCUUCGAAACAGAACCCUCGUCACGAUCCUGAACGAACUGAAUCCACGAUACUAGUACUGGCAAGCCGACCACUCCCGCGCAAAGUGUCCUUCGGCUGCAUCCGCAACAAUGAACCCGCUACUCCAUGACACGAUCCUAGCACUUGAAGAUCAAACCUGGAAAGCCCUGAAGCACUCAGGCACGGCGCUUCUUCCAUUUCUCAGCCAUGACUGCAUUAUGCUCUUCCCAAUGGGCAUGAAGGUAUCGGCCAAAACAUCUCCGAACCUCGAAGACGUGAUGAGGAGCGAAGCAUUCAUACCGUGGAAACGGUACCGACUCAACGACGUGGAAGUCACGCCUCUCGGGACAGAGGCCGCCAUCAUCAGCUAUCGAGUUGUGGCAACAAGACAACAUGUCGCAGAGGACGAUGAUGAGGAGCAAGAUGAAUUCAGGGCCCUCAUCUCCAGUACGUGGAGGAAGGAUCCCGAGGCUGGGAAGUGGUUAAUGGUUGUUCAUCAACAAACGCCUUAUCCUAAUGACAUUGAUGACUGAUUGAGUUGAGUUACGCGCGCCUGGAAAGCUGAAUGAUAAUGUCCUGUACAGUGUUGUGCAUGAUGUUGGUAUCCCUGUCAGCAUGCAGGUUAAUGAUAUAUGACACUGGCAGCCUUGCGAUCUCGUCCGAGUCUUUCUUUCCGACAACUUGACACCUGCAGGAUUGUUGGCACCAGAUGUCGGCCGGCGUAGAACAUAAGGUACAUUGUAAACACUGAGAUGAUCUUCAGCCCAACACAGCAAAAGUGGCUGUAGCACUGGAGGAUGUUUCUUCCAUGUUCCGUGCCCGCCAUUUAUGAUCGUGCACUACCUAGG
Molecule: messenger RNA, 1002 nt
Organism: Exophiala dermatitidis NIH/UT8656
Lineage: Eukaryota; Fungi; Ascomycota; Eurotiomycetes; Chaetothyriales; Herpotrichiellaceae
Exons: 1
Coding region: 265-687 (140 amino acids)
Source: RefSeq, a predicted model, not a curated record